AGGGUCAGCCAGUCGCACAGGGGGUUUCCGAGAAGGUGACGCUAACUGCUAACGGCUAACAGACAGAAAACUUGACUUCCCGUCACUUACCGAACAGAAACACCACCCCGGGACCGCGCCGAACCGACAACUGAACCUUGUCCGAUGCCGAUGCCGCACUGAAGAGGCUUCAGGCAACAGCUCGCGCCCGGUUUCCAUGGCCACGGAGGAGUUAUACGAGGUGGAGCGGGUCAUUGACAAAAGGAAAACCAGGAGGGGCAAGGUGGAGUAUCUGGUCAGGUGGAGAGGGUACGGCUCAGAGGGGGACACCUGGGAGCCUGAGAGUCACCUGUCAACCUGCAUGUUUUAUGUGCAUGAGUUCAACAGACAGUACAGCGGGCAGCAGCGAGACAUCACCUUAUUACGCUCCACUCGCAGCCCCCACUAUAGCUCCACCCACAGACCUCACUGCAGGCUGGUGUCCAGCACCACCCGCUGCGACCUCAGCUGUGACCUGGGCAGCGGAGCACCUGGAGAACCUGUACAGAUUAAACUUCCUCUCAGCUCGCCUCACUUGCCUUGCCCAGCAACUGUCAGUCCUCAAAAGGCUCCACCCACAGACACCCUCAGCAGCACUUUGAUGUCGACACCUGCAGUUGGCUCCGCCCGCCGUAGCGUGGAUCUUUCUAAGAGUGGCAUCAAAAUUCUUGUUCCAAAGAGUCCAAUGAAUUCCCGGCUGGACUCAGAGGAAUCUCCCAGUGAAGCAGCUCAAAGUCUGGAGGCCGGUGCUCAGGAGGCUCACCUGGUUCCACCUGAGGUCGCUCUGCUGGAAAAACCAGCUGGAGUUCAGCUGGGCCCUGGGCAGGAGAGGGCCCGUAUGGGGACCCGACCCAGGAGUCAGAACCCUCUGCCGCCGCUUCCAAGGGCACCCAUGACUCCUACUGCUGUCCACUCUCUUUGUGGCUCAGGGAACUCGGCACUGAUGGAGGCUGUUGCAGCAGGUGGGAUGUCAGCUGUUAAUAGCGUUACCGGGGCGACCGGAGUGAUGGGGAAACGUCGCCUAGAGGACCGAUCCACGUUUGAUAAACGACUGAGGUUCAGCGUUCGUCAGACAGAGAGUGCCUAUCGUUAUCGUGACAUCGUUGUGAAGAAACAAGACAGCUUCACGUACAUCCUGCUGUCCACCAAGAGCUCUGAGGACAACACACUCAAUCCAGAGGUAAUGAAGGAGAUCCAGAGCGCCAUGGCGACAGCAGCGUCUGAUGACAGUAAGCUGGUGUUACUCAGUGCGGUCGGCAGUGUCUUCUGCUGUGGCCUUGACUUCCUGUAUUUCAUCAGACGACUGGCAGAUGAUAGGAAGAAGGAGAGCAUCAAGAUGGCUGAAACCAUCAGGACUUUCGUCAAUACCUUUAUCCAGUUCAGGAAGCCCAUUGUGGCAGCAGUGAAUGGCCCAGCGCUCGGCCUUGGUGCUGCUCUCCUGCCUCUCUGCGACGUGGUUUGGGCCAAUGAGAAGGCCUGGUUCCAGACGCCGUACAUGUUCUGUGGCCAGACGCCUGACGGCUGCUCCUCCUUCACUUUCCCACGCAUCAUGGGGUUGGCCUCGGCUAACGAGCUGCUGUUGGGUGGCAGGAAGUUAACGGCUCAGGAGGCAUGUUCUAAAGGUUUGGUCUCGCAGGUUCUGUGGCCCGGAACCUUCACACAGGAAGUGAUGCUGCGGGUCAAAGAGCUGGUGGGAGUAGAUUCUCAGGUUCUACAAGAGUCCAAAGCCCUGAUGAGGAACACCAGCCGCAGUUCUCUGGAGCAAGCCAAUGAGCGCGAGUGUGAAGCUCUCAAGAGAGUGUGGGGAUCCUUGCAGGGAACAGAUUCCAUCCUGCAGUACCUGCAGAAAAGAACAGAACUCUGCUAGAACCAAGAGCUGAAGCUGGACUGGUUCUGUUUCUUCCUUUAUUUCAGCACAAUGCAGAGAAAUAUUAGCCUAGCCUUGGCCCAGUAGAAGGAUCCUGGUUUCACUCACCAUAUCUGACGGCACACAACCAAACCUGGUGGGUUCUGGACUGAGUCAAGGUUCCAUAUGGUCCUGUUCGGGUUUCCCUGUGGUUCCUGUUCUCUCAUCUGUCAGACAGAAUGAGAGUAAACAUGACUGAGGUUGUGGACUAAACUGGGCCAGUUGUUCUGAUGCAUAAAGCCAGGUCUGACUCCACCUGUAGGCGCCGCUGGUGAAUGGAGAAUUCAUCAUGAAUUCUGGGUAAAUGGGAGUGUUGGAGCCUGUGUCACAAUAAACGAUGUCACGUG
This is a messenger RNA of Girardinichthys multiradiatus, 2271 nucleotides long. RefSeq names its product chromodomain protein, Y-like (gene cdyl). The transcript is spliced from 7 exons. The record is from RefSeq and is a predicted model, not a curated record. Gene Ontology annotation, cellular component: nucleus. The coding region runs from base 197 to 1885 and encodes 562 amino acids. Lineage: Eukaryota; Metazoa; Chordata; Actinopteri; Cyprinodontiformes; Goodeidae. Gene Ontology annotation, molecular function: transcription corepressor activity.